AGCAAAUGUAAUGCAGCCCUCUGCGAGUCCUCUGUGUAUGAGAGUAAUAAUAAACCCCACAUACUGCAUGUUCCGGUGUUUCUGAUGCCUCAGGCUGUGUAUCCUCCGGCGUAAGACGAAGCACCAACUGCCGGCAGGAAUCAGCUUCCUCUCCGGCCAGGAGUGCAUGCGGAGGGCCGGUGGCCGACAGGGAGGGGUCCUUUGAUUUCAGGGCUUCCUCCUCCUGGAUGGAGCCCGGCUGUGUGCAGCCAGCGAUGGCCAUGGAAGAUAACUCGAAAAAAACACCGGGUCGUAACAUAGCGGUGGAGAGAAAAAACCUGAUAACCGUGUGCAGGUUUUCAGUGAAGACGCUGUUAGAGAAAUACACAGCCGAGCCCAUCGAUGAUUCCUCUGAGGAGUUCAUCAACUUCGCAGCCAUCCUUGAACACAUCCUCAGCCAUCGUUUCAAAGGUACAACUUAUAUUCAACGACAUUCUCUGAGUGAGGAAGAGGACGAUGUUUUAACGUGUGAAGAGCAGCAGCCACUGAAGAGGCUCCUCAGGACAGCAGUUUUUUACCCCAUUCACCUGAGUCUCACCUUUAGGAGGUUCUAUGCAGAAGGAGCCAUCGUGUUAAGGGAGGAAGCCACCGUCCUAACAGGGAUGCUCAUAGGACUCGGAGCCAUAGAUUUUAAUUUCUGUCUUAAAGGAGAAGCCUUAGAUGGGAAAUCUUCUGCCGUGAUUGACUUCACACCUUACUUGAAAUUCACACAAAGCUAUGAUUACCUGAGUGAUGAUGACGAUCGACACAGUGUUGACAGCACCACAAGCGACGACAGCGUCCCGGACCACCCCUACAUCCCCCUGGUCCCCGACGAGGAGAGCUUGAGCACAAAGUGUCGCAAGAUGGAGCAGAGGUUCAACAUCGUCAAUGCUCAAAAGGGUUACCUGGAGGAGCUUGUACGCCUGCGUGAGUCCCAGCUGAAGAACACAGAAACGGAGAACAAGAGGCUAAAGGCCCACCUGGAGGAGCUGGAGAGCCACUGCAGGCAGGAGAAGAAGGAACUGGAGGCCAUCGUCCUGGAGCUUCAGGAGCAGCUGACAAGCUUAAUUCCCUGUGACUCCAACCACCUGGCCAAAAACCUUACAAUCCCUCUGGUCAACCAGUGGCCGGCGAUCCAGAUUUACAACAACCAAGACGACGUCAAGCUGUUCCGCCGGAGGAGUUUCCCCAGCACAGAGCUGCUGUCAGUGGAGAUCAGCCUGGACUCAGACUCCCAGAGGACUGAAGGGAAACAGAAUGGAGGAGCCUGGUGCACAGAAAAGGACUACACCCCCUCCAUGAUAGGCCUGUGUGGGUCCCUGUCCUCCCUCCGCAGCUGCAAGUCUCUGGCUAGCCUCAAGUCCAGUGAGUGCCUGGUCCACAUCAGCAAAGAGAACAGUCCUGCCCUCUCUCCCAGCUAGGGGGCGCUAAAGAAACACUGCCGACCUGUUAACUGAGACAAUUCAACAUGAAAACACAAAAGACUACUUCUGGGAGGUGGACAAAUGCUCUCUUUUGUGGCCCUGACGUGAGUUCCUUCAUGCUCUAGGUAUCAAGUUACACCUUUUUAAAGCAUUUGUGAAAGAGUAGCCUCCCUCUUUGUGGCAAAGACGCAGGAAAAGCUGCUGUACUGCCCGACGGCCUCCUGCAGCUUCACUGUCUCUAAUAGUCUUGACACGAUUAAGCCUCCUGGAAUGCAAACCACUGGUCCAAGAUGACCUCUGUUACGUCAUGAUGUGUGUAAUUACAGUCACGUCUCUACUGGUAACAUUGAACAAAAAAUCGCUGUAGGAUUGUCCUGUGUGUACUUGUCCAUUUGUCUGUGUCUUAUCCUUCUUCUGUCAGUGUAUCUUAUUCCGCCUCUUGCAUAAUACUGGCGGUGCUGGGUGGAUGAGCUGGUAUAACCUUAAAGGGAACAGAAACAAUGUUUUGCCAUAUUAUAUCAGACUAUUUUAAAAGAGAGGCUUAUACUGUUAACAUGGACAGAGGGUUUUAUGAUGAAGACUAUUUAGAAAUUAAAAGAAGCAGCUCUAUGAUAUUAGGAUGGUUUACAGUUUAGGCCUUAUUCAAUCAUAUAGUAUGUUAGACACAGAUUUUAGGAUGUGACAGUAAAGACUUGAGAGGCUAUAAAGGUUUGCAGAGCCAUUACAAUGUGAACUGACAUAAUAUCUAUUGCAUAUGAAUGCAAAUUGCAUUGCAACUAUGCAGAAUGAAUGUUUUCAUUGUCUUUUUCUAAAAACCUGGCUAGAUAGAGUAGUUUGAGCAGGAGAGAAAUAGUGAAUGUGCAACGUGCGUGUGUGUCAUUUGAUUUAUUUUUGAUUGGUUAUUUUUAUAUUUUUAAUUAAUUGUAUUGCUUUUAUCAUUUAGUGACAUAUAAAUUGCAAUCUCAUGCAAUGUUGUGAGAUUUGGGAUGCAUUGUGUUAUUUAAACUGCAAUAAAACUCCCUUUUUUGAAACAUUAAACA
Molecule: messenger RNA, 2485 nt
Organism: Notothenia coriiceps (black rockcod)
Lineage: Eukaryota; Metazoa; Chordata; Actinopteri; Perciformes; Nototheniidae
Product: RUN domain-containing protein 3A-like
Exons: 10
Coding region: 228-1442 (404 amino acids)
Source: RefSeq, a predicted model, not a curated record